Brassica napus (rape) is the source of this 836-nucleotide messenger RNA. RefSeq lists its product as uncharacterized. The record is from RefSeq and is a predicted model, not a curated record. The transcript is spliced from 2 exons. Bases 333 to 836 code for a protein of 167 amino acids. Lineage: Eukaryota; Viridiplantae; Streptophyta; Magnoliopsida; Brassicales; Brassicaceae.
UAUAAUUCCGUUUGAGUAGGUGGUUGAUUCCGUUUGAGUAGCUCGUUGAUUCCGUUUGAUUAGCUCGUUGAUUCCGGAAAGAGUAGCUCGUUGAUUCCGUUUGAGUAGUUCGUUGAUUCCGUUAGAGUAGCUCGUUAAUAUUUAGUUUUUGCUGAUGAUUAUAUGCUUUGUACUGGGGUUUUUGGUUGAAUUCAAACCGCUAACUAAUUUGUUUUUAAGCUCGUUCACUCUUCUUUUAACUUUCUUUUAUUAUAUCUCGUUGAAAUCGUUUUGUGAUGAUGAUUAUUGUUGUCUAGCUAUGUUCUUACUUAAUUUCUUUCAGGUUAUCGAAAAUGGGACAAGAUUACAGCUAUAGUCAGCCCUCUUCAUCAUCAGAGUCUCUAGACAUAACCUCCCUUCUUGAAGCCGAAUGUCAGAUUUACGCGGAUGAAGCUGACAGUAGCUACUGCAAUUCAUUGCCGGUUCAGUACCCACGUCAACCAGAGGCUGAUGAUGGAAUUCCCACGACAUGUUACUGUGGAGCUCAGCCUGUUCUCGGAUGCUCUUACACGUCUCAAAACCCAUACAGAAGAUACUUUACAUGCGACAAUUCUGAUGAUGGAGACUGCCACGUUUGGAAAUGGUGGGAAGUGGCAGUAAUGGAGGAGAUGAUGGAGUUUCAGAGACAACUUAGGGAUCUUAAGGUCCAAGGUUAUGAGAGUGAGCAGAAGGUCCUUCACCUUGAGAAGACGGUACAUGAGCUUUCCAAGAACAAAUCAGGAGUUAAGCUAACGGAAUCAUUGGAAAGGUUUCAAAGGAGAGUGUCGGUCCUCGGGAUUUUCUGUAAUAAGGUAUGA